Molecule: messenger RNA, 1264 nt
Organism: Mercurialis annua (annual mercury)
Lineage: Eukaryota; Viridiplantae; Streptophyta; Magnoliopsida; Malpighiales; Euphorbiaceae
Product: RING-H2 finger protein ATL46-like
Exons: 1
Coding region: 285-1211 (308 amino acids)
Source: RefSeq, a predicted model, not a curated record
AACUUAUAAAGCUUCCAUCUUUCUAGUUAGACUAGAACAGAAAGACUUUAAAAAAAAAAAGUUUCCUUUUCUUUAUCUCUUAAUCUUAAUCCCCUCAUCUUUAGAAUCAAGAAUUUGCUCACUGCACACUCAAUUCCUUAGCAAGAAUUGAUUCUUAGCUUGCUAAUCCUAUAUUAGCUUGAUCCCUUCACUUUUUUCAUCAAAUACUAUAAAGUUUCUGUCUGAACUUACAACACAACAUUUAUAUGAAAGAUUGAAUCUUGAACACACACACACCUGCAGCAAUGAGUAGAAUUCUAUACGAAAUCAACCAAAAAGAUAGUUUUUUCAUAAACCCACCUCCUUCAAAUUCAACACCAUCAUCAUCAUCUUUUAACAAGAUCAGUCCUGCAAUUCUGUUGGUAAUCAUAAUUCUAGCCGUUAUCUUCUUCAUCUCCGGUGUUGUUCAUUUGCUCGUCAGAUGUUUCAUGAAAAGAUCGCAUUUCUCAGCAAUUUAUCACUCCAAUAGAUACCCAGAAACCACAAGGUCUCAGUCUCUUCAACGCCAGCUUCAACAGCUUUUUCGCCAGCAUGAUUCCGGUCUAGACCAAGCUUUCAUCGACGCAUUACCUGUUUUUCACUACAAAGACAUCAUGGGAUUACGAGAGCCGUUCGAUUGCGCCGUUUGUUUGUGUGAAUUCUCAGACAAAGAUAGACUAAGAUUGCUUCCUACGUGUAGCCAUGCAUUUCAUAUUGACUGUAUUUACACGUGGCUUCUGUCGAAUUCUACUUGCCCUCUUUGUAGAGCUACCCUUUUGAGCUCCGGUCUUAACCCGUUGGUGAAUUUUGAUUCUUUGAGAGAAGUGGCUAAUGGGCUGUCUGGUGAUCAUGGAGAUGGUAAGGAAGAGGAAGGUGAAAAGAAGAUGGUGUUUUCUGUAAGACUUGGAAAGUUUAGGGGUGUAAAUGAAGGGGAGGUUAUAAUUGGGAGUGAAGAAGAGAUUAGAAGAAAGUUGGACGGGAGAAGAUGUUACUCAAUGGGGAGAGCUGAGUAUGUGGUGGGUGAUUCAGAUUUGCAGGUAGCUUUGUCGCAUGAUAAUGUGUUGUGCAGAGGUAGGACGAGAAGAGAUAGCUUGUCUGUGUCUAAGAUUUGGCUUUGGUCUAAAAACAGCAGAAUUCCGAUGGGUAGUUCACAUUUGGAUAUGUCUUCUUCUUCUUCUUCUUCGAUCUGUUAAUGUAAGUUAAUUUGUUAAGUAAUGAUAGAUUAUUUGAAUCUUGAUUGAGUUAA